Cariama cristata (Red-legged seriema) is the source of this 1005-nucleotide messenger RNA. It is a transcript of the gene GALNT14, whose product is annotated as polypeptide N-acetylgalactosaminyltransferase 14. The annotation marks the transcript as partial. Gene Ontology annotation, cellular component: Golgi apparatus. The record is from RefSeq and is a predicted model, not a curated record. Lineage: Eukaryota; Metazoa; Chordata; Aves; Cariamiformes; Cariamidae. The transcript is spliced from 9 exons.
GAUCCUACCCGGGUGGUGAGCCCCGUUAUUGACAUCAUCAACUUGGACACUUUUGCCUACGUGGCGGCUUCCUCAGACCUCAGAGGAGGUUUUGACUGGAGUCUGCAUUUCAAAUGGGAGCAGCUUUCCCCAGAGCAGAAAGCCAAACGACUUGAUCCCACCGAACCCAUUAAGACUCCCAUCAUUGCCGGGGGGCUGUUCGUGAUCGACAAAGCUUGGUUCAACCACCUGGGGAAGUAUGACAGUGCCAUGGACAUCUGGGGUGGGGAGAACUUCGAAAUCUCUUUCCGUGUGUGGAUGUGUGGAGGGAGCCUGGAAAUCAUCCCCUGCAGCCGCGUUGGACACGUCUUCCGGAAGAAACAUCCCUAUGUCUUUCCAGAGGGAAAUGCCAAUACAUACAUUAAAAACACCAAGCGCACCGCGGAGGUGUGGAUGGAUGAAUUCAAGCAGUACUACUACGCGGCUCGUCCCGCAGCCCAAGGGAGGCCUUAUGGAAACAUCCAGAGCAGAGUGGAGCUGCGGAAGAGGUUGAAAUGCCACAGCUUCAAGUGGUAUCUGGAAAACGUUUAUCCCGAACUUCGGAUUCCUGAGGAAUCGCUCUAUCAAACUGGGAUGAUCAGGCAAAGGCAGAGCUGCCUGGAGUCGCAGAAGUCUGAAGCCCAAGAGUUCCCUGUCCUGAGCUUAAAUCCUUGUAUCAGCAGCAAAGGCACAGCAGCGACGGCACAGGAAUGGACAUACACAUACAACCACCAAGUCCGCCAGCAGCAGCUGUGCUUGUCCGUGUACACCCUCUUCCCCGGUUCCCAGGUGCUGCUGUCACCUUGCAAAGAAGGUGACAACAAGCAGCGAUGGGGUAAAGUUGGGUCACACAUUGAACACAUAGCUUCACGCUUCUGUUUGGAUACUGAGACCAUUGGGGACACGAGUGAGAGUACCAAAGAGCUUGUCAUCAACCCUUGUGAGAGCACAGCCAUGAGCCAGCGUUGGGACAUGGUGAUGUCUUGA